Molecule: messenger RNA, 847 nt
Organism: Spizellomyces punctatus DAOM BR117
Lineage: Eukaryota; Fungi; Chytridiomycota; Chytridiomycetes; Spizellomycetales; Spizellomycetaceae
Exons: 2
Coding region: 69-695 (208 amino acids)
Source: RefSeq, a predicted model, not a curated record
GCAAUAGUAUUUGUCGGAACUACCAGGACCUCCUACUCUAACCGUUUGCAAGCAUCUGAAAUCUCAACAUGCGGUUCAUUAUUGCUCUCCUCCUUCUCGUUAUCCCGUGCAUGGCCCAACUCGAAAGUCCUUCAGGGCAACACACAUCUCAUCAUUUGACCCAUCAUCUGUCGACAACUGUUAGCCCUACCCCAGCCCCAGGACGAGAACCUCGCAUCCAACACCCUCCUUUCGAGGACGACCUUAAUGCUCUCAAGGCAGCGUGGAACUCGUCCCGCUUUGCCGGGAAGAGAAAGGCACAUGGCCCCUAUACCACCUUGGUUGGAUUGCUCGAAGGCCAAUUGUACAUCAAUCCUCUCAAAUUAGACGAAGCUAUUCACAAUUUGGUCAACGUGCUGCCUGUAAGCAGCUCCAAUGUCACCGCUAUAUUGAAUGCUGUAGAAAUGCUUCGCCAAGACUUUGCUGUGUCUCUCAGCACACAGUCUCUCCCGUACAAGCCAAUUCCUUUGACGGUGCUUCCGACAGCAGUUCUUGAGCCGUCAGCCACGGUUACCGAACAGCCAACUCUCACUCCUGAACCUACCAGCAAUGUAGCUGGUGCAAACUCCAAUGAUGCUGGCUCCAAGGCUCCUCCGCACCUUGAGGUGACCCUUGUGCUUGUUUUGCUUACUGUAAUUUUCGUUGCCGGAUGGUGAUUUUCUCUUAGAGGGAUUUGUACUUUGGUAUGAAACUAGCGUGGGGUGAAACUAGUGAAGUAAUUGGAUGCUAUGUAAAUGGCAAUGUAUUGUAACCUACGAUGUUGUACGUAAAGUGCGUGAAAUACUCAAUAAAAAAGUUUGGUUUCCAG